AAAACUGUAAUGUACUGCAUCUAUGUUUGUUUACAACUACAGGAUCAAGAAUUACCAUUGGAUCUAUCAAUGAGAAGCAGUCUUAGUAGUACAUCAACCUCUGAAAGCGUAACAACAAAGUUUCUUUUCCCUGGUCGCAAGGCUCCUCGUCUCUCCAGUUCAAGUCAACAUUCACUAUCAUUUGAAUUAGAACAAGGAACAAGAAGACCUUUUGAGCAGGUUGGACCAGUGCUGGAGGGGAAAACCUCAGAGCAAGGGUUCACUUGCCCAUUGUGUAAUCAGAUGUUUGGGAUUCAUGACAGGCUUGCUAAACAUAUGGCAUCCAGGCAUAAGUCUCGAUCCACUGAUUCCUCUAGUAAGGCAUAUCCCUGUGAUGUUUGCAAACGUAGUUUUGCCCGCAGUGAUAUGUUGACACGACACAUGAGGCUUCACACUGGGAUAAAACCAUAUACUUGCAGGGUGUGUGGUCAGGUGUUCAGCAGGUCUGAUCAUUUAUCCACACACCAAAGAACACACACCGGAGAGAAACCUUACCGAUGUCCGAGUUGUCCUUACUCAGCCUGCAGAAGAGAUAUGAUUACGAGGCAUUUGAGAACACACUCAAGAUACGAACACCAAGAUUCAUCAUCAAUAGAGGAUACAAAACCAGUUUUUAGGUAAACAAAAACCGGUUCUCAGGUAAACACAAAACCAGUUCUCAAUAUCGGUAUACAGUUAAGAAUAUAAAUAUACCUAUAUAUGUACAUGAAAGUAUAGUGCAGAAAAUGAUGUGACAGGGUGUCUUAAGCAGAC
Messenger RNA from Eurytemora carolleeae, 792 nucleotides. Its product is annotated as zinc finger protein 391. NCBI's taxonomy places the organism in Eukaryota, Metazoa, Arthropoda, Copepoda, Calanoida, Temoridae. The transcript has 9 exons. Gene Ontology annotation, biological process: regulation of transcription by RNA polymerase II. Gene Ontology annotation, molecular function: DNA-binding transcription factor activity; RNA polymerase II cis-regulatory region sequence-specific DNA binding. The coding region runs from base 10 to 660 and encodes 216 amino acids. The record is from RefSeq and is a predicted model, not a curated record.